Penaeus monodon (black tiger shrimp) is the source of this 1611-nucleotide messenger RNA. RefSeq names its product acylpyruvase FAHD1, mitochondrial-like. Gene Ontology annotation, molecular function: acetylpyruvate hydrolase activity. Gene Ontology annotation, cellular component: mitochondrion. The record is from RefSeq and is a predicted model, not a curated record. The transcript has 4 exons. Bases 16 to 627 code for a protein of 203 amino acids. Lineage: Eukaryota; Metazoa; Arthropoda; Malacostraca; Decapoda; Penaeidae.
UGAGUCAUACCCAUAAUGUUUCUUGUCAUGAUGAGGGAUCACUGUGCAGAGCUUGGAAAUGCUGUUCCUACUAAACCCCUUCUGUUUAUGAAACCACCAUCUUCAUAUCUUGAGGAAGGAGCUGGACCAAUCCUGCUCCCUCGAGGAUGUACCAAUUGCCACCAUGAAGUGGAGUUAGGGGUGGUGAUAGGAUCUGUUUGCUGUGAUGUGGAGGAAAAGGAUGUCAUGUCGCACAUUGCUGGAUAUGCACUAGCAUUAGACAUGACAGCCAGAGAUUUCCAGGAUGAGGCAAAGAAGAAGGGAAAUCCAUGGACUAUGGCCAAGUGCUUUGACACAGCUCUUCCAGUGUCAAAGUUCCUCUCUAAGCAAGAGCUGGUAGAUCCCAGUAACGUGAACUUGUGGUGUAAGGUUAAUGAUGAGAUACGUCAGAACGGGACAACAUCGGAUAUGGUCUUCAACAUCCCCUAUCUCAUCUCGUACAUCUCCCAGUACUUCACCCUCCAUCCAGGAGAUCUGGUUCUCACAGGGACACCAGCAGGAGUGGGUUCUGUUCAACCUGGCGAUGUCAUAUCAGCUGGUUUAGGUGACCUGCUUACCAUGAAGUUCAGUGUGUCACAGAGGAAAUGAGAAUUCCAUAUUACCUUCUCAUUUUCUCUUAGUUUCUGUCUUUCUUUUGUGUGUUUUGGGUUUGUGGUCAGUUAUGAUUUUGUUGUGAUAAGAGUGGUGUAGGUUGGUUUACUGUGUGCAAGUAUAUUAUAUGUAUUUUCCUAGAUGAAAAAUUAAGACCAAGCACUGACAUUGAUUAAAUCUAUAGGGGUAAAUAGAAACUACAGAUGUUUUGUGUGCAGCACUUAUGCAUCUUUAUACAGAUGUGCAUGCACAUGUGCAGAAGCAUAUGUGUACACAUACACAUAUAACCUUCAUUCAAAUAUGUGCACAUAUGCACAUGUAACAUCUUUCUUCAAACUGUCUGUAUAACUGGAUAGUAAUUUAGAUUAUGAAAUGUCAAGAGGAAUCUUGUACAUAAAAUUUUAUUAUUGCAUUUUUUUUUGCAUAUUUUUCAGAUCAUUACUGAAAAUGCUUCCUAGCAGUAACACAAAUGCAUUUCUAAAUCAGCAUUAUUAUUAUUGUCAUAAUUAUAUCAUUAUGAAAUGUAUAGCUAUCAUUACUAUGAAGUUACUGUUGUGCAUUUUUAUACUUCUCAUGUGUUUUACGUGUUGAAAUGGAAUAGCGAUGAAGGAAAUUAGUACACUGCACAAUUAUAUUCACAGUUUCAUGUGUCUUUUAUUUGAAUAUUAUGAUUUGUUGAAAGGAAUGAAUAUAUAUAUUCCAGUAGCAUAUUUUUGAUGAUUUUAAUAAAGUUUCUUUAAAAUUGGAUUCACAGAGUAGGCCAUCUACUUAACUGUUGAGGCAUUUAAAUACUUACACAUGUAUUUUAGAUAUUCAAAGUUUUUGAAAGAGAAAUGUAACUGUAUAUACUUCAAGUAUAUUUGAUACAAGACAAAGUUCAAAGCAGAUAUUUUGAUAUUCUGUCCUUUUGAUUAAUAUUCCAAGGUGAAGAUAGAAUCAUGUUAUCUAUAUAUAUUGUUAAUAAAACAAUAAAUCAUACAA